UCUCUCUCUCUCUCUCUCUCACACACACACACACACACACAGUGGGAGAGACCGCUUCUUUUGUAAACAGUUGCAAUGUGACGUGCUUGGAAAGUAAGUGAGCGCCAGGGUGAAUGCCACUAUACACUCCUCAGCAGCUGAAAUUGGGCUAAAGAUGGAUCUCAUGCGCAUUUUGCUACCUGCUAUCCUCUGCUACCUAUGUGUAAGCCUUGUGGGGGCCCAAAUAGUCCUGCUGAAUGACAUGUAUGGAACCGUGCAAUCGCCAAACUUUCCCGAGCCUUACCCAAAGGAGAAAGAGAUCCAGUGGAAUAUCAGCGUUCCAGAUGGAUAUCAGAUUCGCCUCUACUUUAUGCACUUUGACACUGAGCCAUCAUACCUGUGUGAGUACGACUAUGUGAAGGUGUACUCAGAGACAGAGGAGCUGGCAGUGUUUUGUGGCAGAGAGAGCACAGACACUGAACGGGUUCCAGCUGAUGAGGUUAUCUUGUCUCCAGGGAGCAUGCUCAGUAUGGCAUUUCGCUCAGACUUUUCUAAUGAGGAACGGUACUCUGGGUUUGAAGCACAUUACAGUGCAGUAGAUAUAGAUGAAUGUAGGGACAAAAACGAUGAAGAUCUUGCCUGUGAUCACUUCUGCCAUAACUACAUUGGUGGCUACUACUGCUCCUGUCGCUAUGGAUACCAGCUUCAUUCUGACAACAGAACCUGCAAAGUGGAGUGCAGUGAUAGUGUGUUCACUGAGCGUUCUGGACACUUUACCAGUGCAGAUUUUCCAAAGCCAUACCCUAAAAGCUCAGACUGUUUAUACCGGAUCGAGUUGGAAAAGGGCUUUCUGGUCAGUCUGGAUUUUGAUGAUAGCUUUGACAUUGAGGACCACCCAGAAGUCAUGUGUCCAUAUGACCACAUUAAGAUUCAGGCGGGAGAAAGAGAGCUAGGUCCGUUCUGUGGAGAUCAUUCCCCUGGCAGGAUCCAGACUGAAAGUAAUAUUGUAAACGUCUUGUUUCACAGUGACAACUCGGGAGAGAACCUGGGCUGGAAAAUCACAUACACUGCUACAAGCAGUGAGUGUCCAGUACCUGUAGUGCCCCCAAAUGGUCAUUUGGAGCCACUGCAGUCUCAAUACUUCUUCAAAGAGCACAUCACAGUGGCCUGUGACCCUGGAUACACACUGCAAAAGGAUGGAGAGGAAUUUGAGCACUUUCAGAUACAGUGUCAGACAGAUGGAACUUGGAGCAGCAGUGUACCUAUUUGUGAAAUGGUUGACUGUGGGCCUGUAGAUGGAUAUGGAGGAGAUGUGGUGUAUAAAAGCUCCAGUAACAGUACUACAUUUGGGUCCAGGAUUCUGUACGGCUGCAGAAGUUCUCUUAGAGACCACAGUAUGUAUACAUGUGAUCAGAGUGGUCUGUGGGUGGGAGAGGAUGGAACCACAUUGCCCUCGUGUCAAUCAGAUCUGGAGAACACUACACAGUCAAUGUUUGAAUCCCAGCUUCCUAGUCCAACAGUUAGAAUCCAACCUGCAUGUGGCGAAGCUUCUCGGCCCUUUCCGUCCCAGCAGAAGCGUAUCGUGGGUGGACGACCUGCAUCCCCUGGUCUGUUCCCCUGGCAGGUGCUCCUCUCUGUAGAAGACACCUAUCGUGUACCUGAGGGGCGUUGGUUUGGAAGUGGUGCGCUUUUGUCCCUGUCCUGGGUUCUCACAGCUGCUCAUGUGCUCCGCUCUCAGCGCAGGGACUCCUCCAUCGUGCCUGUCGCCCCCGAACACGUACGUGCCACCUUGGGGCUUACAGAUGUCCGUGACAAACGGCUGGCCUUCAACCAUUCAGUGGAGAGGCUUGUCCUGCACCCACACUUCGACCCACGUAACUAUGACAAUGACAUCGCUCUGGUCAAACUCAGCCAGGAGGUGGUACUGAACAAGGUAGUGAGGCCUGUGUGUCUUCCCCCACCAUGGGUCAGAGGUCAGGCUCCCACUCCACUGCCCAGCAUGCUAGGUGUGGUUGCUGGAUGGGGGAUCAACACAGCCAAUGCCUCCAUUUCAGACAUUGGGCUGACCUCAGAUCCUGGUGUUGUGUCUGAGAUGUUGCAGUAUGUGAAGUUGCCAGUUGUGCCACAGGAGGAGUGCGAAGCCAGCUAUGCAUCACGCUCAGUUAACUAUAACAUUACUGACAACAUGUUCUGCGCCGGGUUCUAUCAAGGAGGUCGUGACACCUGUUUAGGAGACAGCGGAGGGGCAUUUGUAAUUGAGGAUCCCCAUAGUGGGAGAUGGGUAGUGCAGGGGCUUGUUUCCUGGGGCGGCCCAGAGGAGUGUGGGAGUCAGCGGGUGUACGGGGUGUAUACUCGAGUGGCAAACUAUGCCUUCUGGCUGCACACACAGAUGGACACAGAGCGCUGGUGGUAAGGGAAGGAGGGAUGGAUGAGACAUUUAUCUCCAUUCAGUCCUACCUUUCUUGUACAUUCUUAUUCAUUGUCCAUUAGGGUUGGGAGUGGGAGGUAUCCAUGUUUUUUGCCAUCAAACAGUGCCCAAAUAUUAUUCCAGUGUAAGCUAUUAUUAGUAAAUGAGAUGAAGAAGAUGAAAAAGUAAAACAGUGGCUCCCACAAUUUUCUUUUUCCCUUUAAGGUUUAUUAUUCAGGAAAUACACAGAAUCAAACUGGUUAAAUUGCUCUUAAGUGACAGAAUUGAGAAUUGGAUUCUUGGACUAGCAGUUAAACUGUCAGUCUAUUAACAACUGAUAAAUAUUAAGUUGGACAGUAGAAUGGUGCUGGCUGUGGUGCUAGUGCUAACCUAGCUAGGAAGAUAACAGUUCCACACAUCAUAUGACAGGUCUGAUCCCAAGUUGUUUGUUCACUCCUUCAUAUUUGAGUCUUUGUCUGCCAAACUUGUGUUUAUUUUACUUCAACGCCUACUGUGUUGUGUGAAGCUGUAAGCCUACUAGCUAGGUUAACAUUAGCACCACAGCAAGCACCACUCUAUUGUCCUAGUUAACACUAUUUAACAUUUGGCAACCAUUAUUGUUAGGUUGAUGGUUUAACAUUGAUAGAAUUAUGAAUUAUAAAUCAUAUACCGUAUUACAAUUAUACCCCCCAACCUGUUCUUCCAUAAAUUUUAUGCAUGCCGCAUUACCAUACAUGUCAAAAUAUGGCAUUAUGUGUACCAUCUUUUCUUUUGAAUAUCUUUAUAUUCUACAUAAUAUUUUGAAUAUAUAUGUUUUUUGUACUCUGUGAUCCCAGUGAUGAAUAACUGUAUAACACCAGAAAUAAGCUGUGACCUAAAACAGUGUGUUCUGCCUCAUGUAUCUUUUUAACUCAUGACACCUUUGAACUGAAUCACAAACAUAUAUAUCGGCUAUUUUAUACUCCUUGAUCUUGGAAAUGAAGUUGCAAGGAAUUUCGUCCAAAUAAAAUCAUUAAUAUUUGUAUUCUUCAAA
Molecule: messenger RNA, 3419 nt
Organism: Colossoma macropomum (tambaqui)
Lineage: Eukaryota; Metazoa; Chordata; Actinopteri; Characiformes; Serrasalmidae
Gene: masp1
Product: mannan-binding lectin serine peptidase 1
Exons: 12
Coding region: 155-2392 (745 amino acids)
Biological process (GO): complement activation; zymogen activation
Cellular component (GO): extracellular region; blood microparticle
Molecular function (GO): serine-type endopeptidase activity; calcium ion binding
Source: RefSeq, a predicted model, not a curated record